AUGUUUGCUCCCGGUCAAGAACAGCUUUCCAAGGAGGAGCUUAGAGUAAAUCUCCCUCUUAUCCCCUUCGAACCGCCUCUGGCGCUGCCAUGCGCCUUGCUCGAGACGACCUCGUCGUAUAUGUUGUCGCAUGCAUGUAUGCUAACUGCAACCCUACAGGCUGCUGAGGCUCAGGCCAGCCAGACCGUCCGCGCUGCUAUCACCGGCGGUAUCCUUCUCUACCUUUGUGAGUGCCCAUGA
Molecule: messenger RNA, 240 nt
Organism: Aspergillus fumigatus Af293
Lineage: Eukaryota; Fungi; Ascomycota; Eurotiomycetes; Eurotiales; Aspergillaceae
Exons: 2
Coding region: 1-240 (79 amino acids)
Source: RefSeq, a predicted model, not a curated record